Ilex paraguariensis (yerba mate) is the source of this 273-nucleotide messenger RNA. The record is from the annotation of a GenBank genome assembly. NCBI's taxonomy places the organism in Eukaryota, Viridiplantae, Streptophyta, Magnoliopsida, Aquifoliales, Aquifoliaceae.
AUGAUUGAAUUGGGGAAGGAAGAAGGAGAAGGGGCUGAAGAGAAAUUGAGAGAGGCCAUAGGGAUAUUGGAGCAAGAGAGAAGUUUAAUGGAGAAGGUACCAGAUAAGCAACUUGAGGACAAAACUAAGAGGCUCAGACAAGCAUGUUUCAAAGCAAACUAUAAGAAGAGGAAGCUUAUGGGUAUGAUGGAAAUGCAAUCACCUUAUAGCAGUAACUGUGCAAGUGUGGAAGAAGCUACUGGGGAAUGUGGGACUAGGCAUGAAGAUGAAUAG